AUGGCUGUUUGCGCCAGGAAGGGCAGGGAGAGGAGCACGGAACACCCUGAACCACGUUUUCUUCUGGAUCCCAACUUGGAAGCCAACCUACCUCCUCAUUUACCUACCUGGGGUAUUUAUGGAGGAGUUGCGCAGCUCAGGUGGUUGCCUUAGCGAUGGACGGGGAAUCAGAACCAAACCCUGCCAUAGCAGAAGAGGCAGGGGAGCGGGUGGAGCCCAUGGAUGCCACUCCCUCCCCCGAGCAACAGACCACGCCCCCCUCCGAGGUGGCUGGGGAGGCAUUUUCCAUGGUAACGGAAGAAGACGAUGAAGCCGCAAAGGAGGGGGGCACGGAGGACAAUGAUGAGGGUUGCGCAGAGGACAAUGAUGAUGAUGAUGUGGUUCUUGUAGGGGAGGAGGAUCUCCAGCCUUCUGCUACAACCCUCUCCCAAGACACGCCCAGCACAGACUGCCUAGAGCCGGCUGCUGCCGUGGCGACUGUAGACAUGUCCACGCCAGACAUGACCCCCAGUUCUCCUGCGUCUUCCAGCACAUCCACGGUGGCAGCACCACCUAAGCCUCCAACCGCAGAAGCAGAGCCCAUCGUCAUUGACGAUGAGGAUGACUCUGAGCCGAAAGAAACGUCCUCCUCCUCACCAGCGGGCCCUGCGGGGUCCUCCGAAUCCCACUCGCCAGGUGCACUCAGCAGCACUGAGCCGGAUUCAGAGAUCCGGAUUGCCAGUGUCACAACACUGGGCUCCAGUAGCCAGAAAGGAAGCGCCACCGUGUCCGCAGUGAAUACGCCACCACAUCCAGUGGACGUCCUGGAAGACAUGAACCUGAUGAUCACCUCGGUGACGUCGCUGCAGAGCGGGGCUGCGGUUGUCACAGCGGCAGGUGAAGGCCAGGCAGAGGAAAAUGGUCUGCAGAUUAGCAACGCGUUCAGCCUGAAUCCCGACACCCCAUCUGGUCGACCAACAGCCUCCUUCAACCCCGGGCGGGGCUCAGCCCCCACGGGCCAGCUGGUGCAGAACGGAGACACGGGGACGCACAGCAGGGCAGACUCGUGGAUCUCCCAGUCAGCCUCAGUUCCCCGCAACCAAAAACAGACGGGGGUCGACUCUCCAUCACCAGCCACCUCCCUACCAAAACCUCCAGGCCAGUCUUCCUCAUCUACUUCCUCCUCAGGCUCUCAGCCACAGCCCAGGACAGUCAAGGUGACCUGUGCCAACUGUAAAAAGCCCCUGAAGAAAGGCCAGACGGCAUACCAGCGUAAAGGCUCCACGCACCUGUUCUGCUCCACCACCUGUCUCUCUGCCUUCUCACACAAACCCGCCCCCAAGAAGAGUUGCACCAUGUGCAAAAAGGACAUCACAAACAUGAAGGGCACCAUCGUGGCCCAGGUCGACUCUAGCGAGUCUUUCCAGGAGUUCUGCAGCACGGGCUGCCUCGGUGCAUACGAGAACAAGCAAAACCCGCCAAAAUCAGUCCUCAAAACAAAAUGUACUGUUUGCGGCAAACUCACUGAGAUCCGGCACGAGGUCAGCUUUAAGACUGUGACCCACAAGAUCUGCAGCGACACAUGUUUCAACGUUUACCGCAGGGCCAACGGGUUGAUCAUGAACUGCUGCGAGCAAUGUGGCGACUACCUGCCCAGCCGAGCAUCGGCCAACCACUUCCUGCUGGUCGAUGGCCAACAGAAACGCUUCUGCUGCCAGAACUGCGUCAGGGAGUACAAGCAGGUCCACAGUAAACUUGCGAGCUGCCUGACUUGCAAAACGUUGAUCAAGACAGGCGAGGUGCUGCACAGCCUCGGAGCCGGCGGCACCAUGGGCUCCUACUGCUCCGUCAACUGCAUGAACAAGGGCAAGCUGGCGUCGACCUCCUUCAUCAACACAGAGCCCACAUGUCACUUCUGUAAGAGGAAUUCAUUACCGCAGUACCAGGCCACGCUGCCAGAAGGAAACAUCCUCAACUUCUGCAGCUCACAGUGUGUUACCAAGUUCCAGAACGCUACUCUUCAAACAGCCACCAAUGGACAAACGCCACUCUCCACCACAAACAACACCGUCCAGCUCAAAUGUAACUACUGCCGAGGAGCUUUCAGCUUGAAACCUGAAACUCUGGAGUGGGAGGAUAAGGUCUACCAGUUCUGCAGUAAGACGUGCUGUGAGGACUACAAGAAGCUCCACUGCAUUGUGACUUUCUGUGAAUACUGCCAAGAGGAGAAGACGCUACACGAGAUGGUCAAUUUCUCCGGAGUCAAGAGACCUUUUUGCAGCGAAGGCUGUAAGCUGUUAUUUAAGCAGGAUUUUAUCAAAAGAUUGGGUCUGAAGUGUGUCAGCUGUAACCACUGCAACCAGCUCUGUAAGAGAGGUUUGACCCGGCAGCUCGGCGGCAUGACUCGGGACUUCUGCAGCGAGACCUGUGCCAAGAAGUUCCACGACUGGUACUUCAAGGCGGCGAGGUGUGACUGCUGUAAGGUGCAGGGUAACCUGACAGAGUCCGUGAUGUGGAGAACCGAGAUGAAGCAAUUCUGCGACCAGGAGUGUCUGUUAAAGUUCUACUGCCAGCAGAACGACCCCAUAAUGGUCACACAGAAAGGCCCCGAGAACACCACCCUGGGCUAUGAAAUGCAAGGGGCCAAACUUGGGCUGGUGAACCAGGGUACUGUGGCGUAUGCUGGUGGAGGUUUGAUGAGAGAUGUCAAGAACAAGGCAGUGCUCUGCAAGCCGCUCACACUGACCAAGGCUACUUACUGCAAGCCACACAUGCAGAGCAAACUUUUACAAACAGAUGUAGACGAUGGUGUGAAGAGGGAGUAUAUUCCUGUACCCAUACCUGUGCCUGUCUUCAUCCCCAUGCCCAUGAAUAUGUAUUCCCAGAUCACUCCCACCCCAGUCUCUCUGCCUGUACCGGUUCCUGUGCCUGUGUUCCUGCCCACCACCCUGCACGGGACAGAGCAGAUCGUCCAGACCAUCAACGAACUAAAAAACAAGGUGCCUUCCGACCAUCUGGAGGCUCACCUGCUCUCCAUGGCGGAGAUGAUCACAGAGGACCAGAAGCCAGAUGUGAAGCCGGUGAAGAGGGAACGUAAAAGGAAGGAGAUCUCCAGCAGCAGCUCUGAGGAAGAGGAACAGGAGAGGCAGGACCGGGUUGAAAAGGAGGAGGAGGAAGAGAUGGAAGAGAAACAGAAGCAGGAGGAAAUGGAAGAGGAGGAGGAAAAGAUAGAAGAGAAAAAGGAGCAGCAGGAAAUGGCAGAGACGGAGGAGGGAGAGGAGGAGGACAAGUACGCACCCAACCUAGACUUGGAGUCAGACUUCCCUCAAGCCUCAGACCCUGUUCCAGUUCUGGAGGGCAUGGAUGAGGACAUGGACUUCUCUCUACCUCCAGUCCUGGCUGAGGAGAAGGAGGAGCCAGAAGAGUUGGAGGCGUCUGCACCUCGACCACAGCCCAGAAGACAAGGGAACAAGAGGUUGGCAGUGGAGGAAAGCUCAGAUCUGGCCUCGUCCUCGUCUUCCCAUCCAGCACACAGACACUCAGCUGGACGGGCGCUGCCUCUCAAAGCUCGAUAUGGCGUCAAUGCCUGGAAACGCUGGGCGCUCUCUCCUUCUGACCAAUCAGAUGACACCAAAGUAAAGGACAGCUUCAAACCAGCUCGGUCUAAAAGUAACCUGUUGUCGCUGAGUUCAGAGGAGUUGAACGUUGCUCUGUCCCGGUUUGUCAGGGAGGUCUGCAGGCCCAGCGGAGAGCGCUACUCUCCAGACAGCAUCCUCUACCUAUGUCUGGGAAUUCAGCAGCAUCUUCACGCCAAAGGCCGGAAGGAUGACCUGUUCAGUGACCCGUGCUACCAGCAGUUUGGAGAGGAGCUGAACCAGGUCCUGAAGGACUGGCAGCCCAGCGUGCUUCCCGAUGGCUCGCUGUGGGGUCGGGUGGAGGAGCAGAGCCUGUGGAGCAGCCGACAGCUCGGGGAGCAGAGUCCGGCCGCUCUGCUGCGCUCUCUGGUUUACCUCAACACCAAAUACUUUGGCCUGCGGACCGUGGAGCAGCACCUCCGCCUCUCCUUUGCCAACGUCUACGGCCCGGACACCGUCCAUCCUGUAACCAAGGAGACCACCGUCUGCAUCCGAGUGCCUUCCAUCUCUCAGGACCACCACGUGCAAACAGAGUCGAGGAAGCGUAAGUUGGAAGAAGGCGAUCAGGACUACGAACCAGACGAGGACUCGGGAGGUUCCGCUGUGUGCUGCCCGGUUAAGAAGCGCGAGUGUCAUCUUUACGAUCUCUACAGAUCUAAGUGUCCAGCGUUGUUGCGUGAGCGUCUAGACGUCUUCUACGUUCAGCCGGGUCCGGCCUGCAGUCCCGACAACCCGCAGUGGUUCAGCUCCACACCGCUGGAGCGAAAGAUCCUGGAGAGCCUCCUCACCAGAGUCCUCCUGGUCAGGGACGUUUACACAGACAAACAACGCGAGGAGGAAGAGGACAGCGGUGAAGCAGUUGGGGGAGAGUAGCGGCCACUUUGACUUCUUUUAGCAGAGCCUAAACAGUCAGCAGGGGAGGAGGAAGCGGAGGAUAGCUAGUUGUGUGUGCGUGCAUCCCCCUUCUCCUCACUGACUUGCCAAGUCCUCCAGGUGAGGGGAGUCCACAACAGAACUUGAAGCGGAGGAUGAUGAAUUUGGUCGUGAAGAGCAGUCUGAACUUUUACUUCUGUUGAUAGAUUCACGAACAGAGGAGCAGGUCAUAAACCAGAAGAGGACAGGCACAAAUCAGUCCUGAUGUGUUGGAUUAUUAGGGUGAUGGGAGGUAAAGGAGGUGGAGCUGCCAUUUGGUUUUCAGGUAGAAGACGAAGCGUAUCAAUGGUUAUCCAUUGAAUUGGAUGUGCUGCUAAGGAUCUAGCUUGCUUACAGUGCUCAGACAUGCAGCCUUACAAUAUUUAAACUUUUAACAAGGGUCAUCAGAAGCCACCAGGGGGCAAAGGGACAGGAAGUCAUGGAGUUAUAGUCUUUCUCUCUAAGCUUCAAGCCCUCCACCAUUGCUCAGUGGAGGAAAAAGAGAGCAGUGUGCUUUGGGGUUCAAGAGAGGACAAAGCAGACAAAAGGUCUGGGUGAAACCAGAAGCUCUACCUUAGAGGUGAAGGAAGAAGAUAGUGCAAGGCUUAUGUGUCAGUUGGUAGGUCAUAAUUCUCUUUGAUGCAAUCGGUAGUUUAAUUUGUACAAAAAUAGAAACACAGGUAGCCAGGUAGGUUUUUGGGCAAAUAUUUACCACUGUUCCCAAUUUAGCAGCUCAGCAUACAACUAAAAGUGCUACUUCAUAUUUUUCUAUUUAAAGGACGAUAAACCCAGAAUAUUCUACAACAGAAAUAUAUUAUCUAUAUCCAUCUAUACUGGAAAGAUUUGGGCCCGCAUCUUUGACCUCACCCAUCAGUGACGUAACAAUGUACCUUGUCCACUUAUGGGGGUUGAAAAUGUCUAAGCAAAUAUUUGGUUCAGAAAUGGAUCUGGAGAAGAUGUAAAGGUCUUGCACACCCACACAACUUUCUGCUCAGGUAAAGUUUGAAGGUGUUGAGCUGGUGAAAUAUGCUCCAAGUUGCGCCUAAAAGCGGGCAGGACAGGAAAUGGCACGGGUAAGGUUGUAAACUGCACGAGCGUUUCCUGUUUAGGUGUGAUCUCCAGUCCACCUUUUGACCAACAGAAACGUAACAAAAGUUAUUUCGGUCUGUUUCAUCACCAUAUUUAGUACGUUAUAACAGACUAUGAACUGCGGUGUCUCUCUUUCACACUGAUUGCUCUGGUCGAUAUUUACUUACCUGCAUCUAAAAUGUUAUGUCAUGCUCUUUGGAGCAAUUUUAUGUGACUGCACCUUUUUUUUUUUUUUUAUGCAGGUAAUAUUGUGAGGUCCCCAAAGAUUGGUGUACCAAUAAGAAUGGAGAGAGGUGCUUAAACUAUAGUAAAGGAUAAAAUUGGGUAAAUGAAUUGGAAUCACCUGUGAGUGUGUCUAGGGCCUCUUAAGGUUGUGAACUUAAACUCCAUGAGACUUGAGUGUAUUUUUGACUUGUCCGUAUUUUAAAAGUGAUGCUAUGUACUGCUGACGUGUCAAAGUCUAAUAAGUGCAUAAAGAAAACCUCCAGUUAAAAAAUGUUUUGCCAUGCAGGAUCUGAAGAUGAAAUUUCUGUUAUUCCAACAUGCCUUGAACACAGCAUAAGGACUAGCCUCCUCUUCCCCUCGGUCAGGGCAACUUACUGGCCCCACACACAUCCAUUUUAACUGGGCUGCUUGCAUUCCUUCCCAUCAUCCCGCUCACUGCUAUUCCUCUUUCAGUACUGCUCUUAGGCAAACCCAUUUGCACCACAGAGGACUUCAGGAGCCAGAACUGAUCCCAGACAGUAAGAAGGAUUGACUCUAAACCUUGUGUUCCCUCACCUGACGGGCCUGACUCGCUGUGUGUGUGGUGUGCGGGUCAAAGGCAACCUACCAACAUGCUUCCUUUUUAUAGGACAUUAGGGAACCUUCAUUCAUGCGAUGUAGCAUUAUGUGCGUACUAAGCCCAGAUUUGGUUGCUUUUGAAGUGUAAAUAUCUUUGAAACAAGGUGGUUAUUGAGAUGGAGUCACCACAGACUCUAGUUUGGGGAAAGGAAAAACACCUACUGAAACCUUCAGCUUGA
This is a messenger RNA of Etheostoma spectabile (orangethroat darter), 6637 nucleotides long. It is a transcript of the gene zmym2, whose product is annotated as zinc finger, MYM-type 2. Gene Ontology annotation, molecular function: zinc ion binding. The record is from RefSeq and is a predicted model, not a curated record. The transcript has 25 exons. Lineage: Eukaryota; Metazoa; Chordata; Actinopteri; Perciformes; Percidae. The coding region runs from base 156 to 4487 and encodes 1443 amino acids.